AUGGCUACACAGCCUGCAGAGACACGAAUCAGCUGGAGCUCAUCCAAGAUGGCCGCCAAGCUAAGGCCAGAGAGAGGGAGCAUGGACAGCCAUUCACACGCUUAUUCCCUGGAGGCCCUUGACCGGCUCUGCUCGAGCCUAUGCGCGAUACUAUAUGACGGCGGAAUGCCAUACCGUCAAGCAACCUGUGUGGUGGCCUCAUGGAUUCGUCCAGCGUCCCGCCGGCGCCAUUAUGGACUCCCACUGCAGACUUUCAAAGCGGCCAUCCAGCCACGCAAGCAUCGACGACCACAAUGGCGGGAAAGGGACUCAAGCGACCCGGAUGCACACGCUCGCUCCCACACACACAGGACAGAGACCGCCGGGCAAACCCAAAGUCCAAGCAACAUACCCAAGUACAGAACCCCAGGCCAGCAUGUAACCACUCUGCAUUCCAGGGCUAAAGCGGAGCAUCACACCGCAGCACAGGCGAAAACUAAGCAGAAUCCAGCUGGAGCUGGGCCCACAAAAAGGGACUCCAUGCAGACCACUGAGACUACUUACCCACAAUGGCCAAACCCGAGGGGGCACCUACCAUGCCGCACAAGUGCACAUAGCACCCAAGAGACUCACACUCAGCACCAACAGCCCAGCAGGGCAGGCAUCGGCUGA
Pelobates cultripes (western spadefoot toad) is the source of this 651-nucleotide messenger RNA. The record is from the annotation of a GenBank genome assembly. Lineage: Eukaryota; Metazoa; Chordata; Amphibia; Anura; Pelobatidae.